UACGUGUACAAAACACUCGCGCAAUUCCUAUGCGAGACAGUGGGAGAGCUUAUUUUCCUUCCGUUUGUUCACCCGCCAGAGACAAGCAAAUGGCGUAUUCCAGAUGCAAUAUUUUUGUACAGUUGUUUUUGUUAUGAUGCAGUGAAUAUAUAAUGUGCUGUUAACGUGAUAAAUAGUAUUGGACAAUGGCCGGAGCGAUUCACGAGUUACUUUCCUCCGUUAUGGGGGUAUUCGUUGAAAGUGUCGUGUCAGAGUUGAGCAAAUAUCUCUCGGACUUUGCGACUGUGAUAUCCGAGCAGUCUAAGAGGCAAAAGGCAAAUGCUGCAAACAAAAACAAAAUAAAACAGGCGAAUCAAGCCAAAACUAAGGAGUUUGCUGAAUUCAUGGAGAUGUUGAGUAAAGCAGCAGUAGAGACCAUGAUAAAGGUGAUUUACGAUCGCAUCAACUGUCAAGUACUGGAAGCAACAGCAAAGUUACAACUCUCAAAACAAGACAAACCAAAUGACGGUCAAGCAGCCACAUCUGAACUCGAGAACAGCCUCUCACUGGAGCCUGAGAAGAACACCGGUGAUGAAGAAGAAUCAGAACAUCAUGCCAAUAUUCAAUACCAACAGAUCUCAUCUGCACAGGCAGAGACUUUGACAGCCAAUGCAAGUUUGAGUGAUAGUCAACCUUCUACAAGCACAAAUGGGAGUGCAGAGGAGAGACGUGAACCUUUAAUUUGUGACUCCUGUGGAUUGACUUUCAGUGAUGUGGCCUUGUUGAACAUUCACAAUAUGCUACACAAAGAUAGACCUUUUAGUUGUCUGACAUGUGGGAAUACUUUCAAAAUGAUGAAAUGCUUGAUGAAACAUCAGAAAUUUCACGAAACUCAGAAUUUAAGUAUUGAGUUUGAAACUUCUCUGCAUGAAGAAGAAUUCAUUGUGCAGCUGGAAACCUGCGAUGCUGGAGAUCCAUCCCUGGCCACGCUCGAAGUGACAACUCAAGGUAUUCUCCAGAAUAACUCUGACAAUGAAGAGGAGUCUUGUGCGGACUUAAUAACCAUAACCACUCAAGAUGCAAAUGAAUUUCUUUUGCAAGGCUUAAAUGUUACCAUGCAGAACACCGAUAUUGGCGAUUCGACCCUAAAUGUAAUAAAGCCAUCAAAUGAUGGGUUGUUCCGAUGUAAAACCUGCGGGAAAACUUUCGAUCUGAGGUGGAAGUACAUUAACCACGUUCGGGCUCACGUAAAACAUUACAAAUGUUCCCACUGCGAUAAGCGUUUUACAAUGAGGAGCUGCCUGAUCAGACAUGCGGCGAUGCACACGGGAGCUCAGCUUUUCAAAUGUGAUAUAUGUUCCAAGUCUUUUGUAUUUCAGGCCACCCUAGAGAAACACAAGCGCCUUCACACAGCAGAAAAGACUGUUACAUGCCCAAACUGUCAAAAGACUUUUCCCGGCAAGCGUUCGUUCGGUAGACACAGGUGCAAGGCUGUCGAAAAACUCUACAACUGCCCUAUAUGUGACAAGCAGUUCAAGAUCAAACAGAACAUGCUCGAUCACCAAACCCUUCAUACUGGAGAGAAGCCCUACUGUUGUGAGAUAUGCGGUGCAUUUUAUAGCUGCGAGAGAUAUUUGAAAAAUCACCAGAAGAGCCACAUUGAGAAAACGUAUGAAUACCUGUGCGAGGUCUGCAACAAGAGGUUCAGCGCUCGCAAACAUUUGCAGGCGCAUAUGCUCGUGCAUACGAGGGAAAAGCGAUACGCGUGUGACGUAUGCGACAAGAAGUUUGCCACCUCUGGAAAUCUGAACAGACACAGAGCCGGUCACACUGGAGUGAAGCUGUACGGUUGUCCUAUAUGUUUGAACAGGUACACCACAGCGUACGCUCUAAAGAUGCACAUGCACAAGCACACUUCAAGCAAACCGUUUCUUUGUGACGUCUGCGGUAAGGGAUUUACCAGUUCAGACUACAUGAAAAGGCACAAGCGAAUUAUUCACGCAGGAAGGAGAGAGUGUGUGUGUUCAAUAUGUAAUAAGGCUUUCAUUUUCCCGAGUUCCCUAAAUCAACACAUGCUCGUACAUACAGGAGAGAAGCACAAUGAUCGACUGGUCAGUCCGCUGCUCAAGAAGUUCAGUUGUGAGCAUUGUCAAAAAAAGUUUUAUUCACAGGCUGCCCUAACAGUUCACCAAAGGGUCCACACUAAAGAAAAGCCUUACAGUUGUGAGGUGUGUGGAAAGCGGUUUGGGUAUGCAAGCAGCAUACAGAUGCACAUGAGAAUCCAUACGGGAGAGAGACCUUUCGGUUGCGAUGUAUGCGGUAAGACGUUCAAUCAGGCUGUACAUUUGAGGACCCAUCAGAGAGUUCACACCGGUCUGAAAUCAUUCAGUUGUGAGACUUGUGGAAAGACGUUUGUAGAUCAAAGGAAUCUUAAGCAACAUAAGUGUAAAUACACCAUGUAGUGAGACCAAAGUUUUACACUUAGGGCUAUUUGAAAUAAUUUGUGUAAUGCGUAGCAUUAUUAUACAUGAUCUGCAGAGGGCUAUGUGGAAGUAAUGAAUGAAAUAAGUGUUUGCACACUUAUGCAUUUGAACUAAGCUGUAAAUAGAUAUAUUUUCCCUAAAAUUUAGAGCUUUUGUGUGAAGGUAAUAAAAACAUCACAAAGAA
Messenger RNA from Misgurnus anguillicaudatus (oriental weatherfish), 2646 nucleotides. RefSeq lists its product as uncharacterized. The record is from RefSeq and is a predicted model, not a curated record. NCBI's taxonomy places the organism in Eukaryota, Metazoa, Chordata, Actinopteri, Cypriniformes, Cobitidae.